UGAAAAUUGACUAGCCUGCCUAUUCUGUUUGAUACAAUGACCACAAAUAUACUAUAUAUAGUGGUGCAGGUUCCACUAUUUUCCCAACCUCAUAUCUUUACAAAAAAAAUGGCUGCAAGUGCCGCUACACUGCCUCGCUCUCUCAGUCGCCAUGGCCACCAACAGACACGAAUAUGGAAGGAAAUCUCUGUUCCACUGGUGCCCACCAUUCCUGAGACUCCUCCAUUUGAGGAUAUAUUGGAGGAAGAGCAAAAUUUCAGCAGUAAAAUACUGGUGAUUGGAGCCACUGGUUAUAUUGGCCGCUUUAUUGGUCUUGCAGCUGUUGCUGCAGGCCAUCCUGCUUAUGCUCUUAUUCGACCCACAACAGAAUCUGAUCCUGUCAAAAAACACUGCCUCCAAGAAUUGAAAAAUGCUGGUGUUCACAUUGUCCAUGGAGAUUUAAGUGACCACAAGUCCAUGGUAAAGGCCAUGCAAGGCAUUGAUGUUGUUAUUUCAGUUGUAGGCGGCGCUCAGAUAAUAGAUCAGCUCAAGAUAUUAGACGCCAUUAAGGAAAUUGGCACUGUUAAGAGAUUUCUUCCUUCGGAGUUUGGGCAUGAUAUAGACAUAGCCAAUCCAGUAGAACCAGGGCUAACCUUUUACAAAGAGAAGAGGCUUGUAAGGCGGGCAGUGGAGGCUGCUAAGAUCCCAUACACUUACAUCUGCUGCAACUCCAUUGCUGGCUGGCCUUACUUCUAUCACACCCAUCCCUCUGAGAUUCCUCCUCCCCAAGAACAGUUUGAAAUCUAUGGAGAUGGUAAUAUCAAAGCUUACUUUGUGACUGGGGAAGACAUUGGCAAAUACACAAUAAAAAUUGUGGAAGAUAUCCGCACUGUUAACAAAUGUGUGCAUUUCAGACCACCCAACAACUUUCUUACAUUAAACGAGCUCGCAGCAAUUUGGGAGAAGAAGAUUGGAAAAACCCUGCCUAGGGUUUGCAUCUCAGAACAAGAUCUCUUGGCCAUGGCUGAAGCCAAACAAAUUCCUGAGAGCAUAGUGGCUUCACUGACUCAUGACAUUUUUAUCAAUGGAUGUCAGUACAGAUAUGAAAUCAAAGCACCCAAUGACUUGGAAGUUUGCCAACUUUAUCCAGAAAUUAAGUAUACUACUGUCCAGGAUUUUUUUGAUGGGUAUCUCUGAAUUCAAAACCAAGUAAUCAGCUCACUUAAUAAAGACAGUCAAUGAGUAAUGUCAUAAAAUAUCAACAGUCCACAAUGAUGGGCUGUUGAACCAGCUUAUUCAAUUCAUGGGUUUAUGUGUGUUGCCAUCUGUUUAGAGGUUUUAUUAUUUUUUUUUCAAAUCGUUUCUUGUGCUACAAAUCAUGUGACCAUUUCUUAUUCAGCUUCAUUUAAAUAUGAAUCACUUCGAAUCUUGUCAUCUUCA
This is a messenger RNA of Cryptomeria japonica (Japanese cedar), 1419 nucleotides long. Its product is annotated as leucoanthocyanidin reductase. Gene Ontology annotation, molecular function: oxidoreductase activity. The transcript has 5 exons. The coding region runs from base 37 to 1176 and encodes 379 amino acids. The record is from RefSeq and is a predicted model, not a curated record. Lineage: Eukaryota; Viridiplantae; Streptophyta; Pinopsida; Cupressales; Cupressaceae.